UCAAUCUCACGAGUCGGCGGCUCGGACACGGACUUUCGCUGUGCCUUGCCUUCCUCUCCCCAGCCUACGCCGCCGGACCGCCGCCCUUCCACCGCCAUCUCUUCCUCUGGAACACCGGUAUCCCACCGGCACAGUCGUCGCCCCCGAAUCCCACGGUCGUAUUGCCGUCGCGAGGCGCUUCUUGCUGAAGAAACCCUAAGCAUUAUAAUUCGAAGCGCCUCGGGUUUCGAGAGAUUUGCCACAUGAGACAAGAGAUACUGAAGAUUGCUGUUUGUCUUCUUGAGCACUUUUGACAUCACACUCGAAGGGGGUCAUUCUGAAUGGGCUCUAGAGACAUGAAAAACAAGUCCAGUGGCAAGAAACUGGCUGUUGCUUCUGCUAAAGUGGAAGUAGAUAAUUUCAUAGGAAGCAGCAAUGCCUGCUUAUAUGAAACUUCUCAAAAUAAAAUGGAUUUCUCAAAACUUUUGGAAGGUGUAGUCUUUGCAUUGUCAGGGUUUGUUAACCCUGAGAGGGCCACAUUGCGAUCAAAGGCAUUGGAGAUGGGGGCAGAAUACCAACCUGAUUGGACCUCAGAUUGCACAAUUCUUGUGUGUGCCUUUCCGAAUACUCCUAAAUUUAGACAAGUCAAGUCUGAUGGUGGGACAAUUGUGUCAAAGGACUGGAUAUCUGAGUGUCAUAGCCAGAAAAGUCUUGUUGACAUUGUGCCGUACCUUAUGCAUGUUGGAAAACCAUGGCGGAAAGGCAGCAAGCAGUUUGACUUUCAGCAAGAUGAGUGUGAUGUUGUACAUGAAGAACCUCUUUCACAGUCUGGAAGAUUAGAUGUAGAAUCUUCUGGGAGAAAAAGGCGUGCGGGAGAACUUGCCACUAAUGUUGACAUUCAAUUUUCUCCUUCCAAGAUAAAACAGUGGGCUGUAGAUGAUUUGCAUAGAACAAUGUCAUGGUUGGAGAGGCAAGAUGAAAAGCCAGAAAAGAGUGAAAUCAAAGGUAUAGCUGCAGAAGGGAUUAUUACUUGUCUGCAAGAUUCUAUAGAUUCCCUUGGGCAAGACCAUGAUGUUCGGCAUGUUAGCGAGCAAUGGAAGUUUGUCCCUCGUGUUGUGAAAGAGCUGGUGGAACUUGAGAACAGCAGUAAAAAAGGAUUGGCAACGAAAAAGGUGCUGUAUGAACUGGCCGUCAGGUGCAAGGAGAUUUAUGAAGAAGAGUUUGACCAUUUAAAUAACCUUAAGAAAAAACAGCAGAAAGCUGAUCAUAACCAGGAGGAAGAAAUUGAGGAUGAGCAAGUUAAGCCUGAUGAUGCUGGGUUUGACAGUGAUGAAACCAUCGUCAUGACGCAAGAAGAAAUUGACUUCGCCUGCAAACAACUUUCUGAGAACUGUGAAUGAGUGGAUCCGAGACCAAAGGAACAUCACUUGGAAGCAAAUGAGAGAUUGAUGGGGGAACUAUAAGAACUUAACCUUCUUUCUCUGGAAGUUUGAGUAGGAUCAAGCACGUCCUGUGCUCUGACACCAUAUCCAUAUCAAUUUUGUUGUGCUGGCAUUGACUUGACCUCUCGAAAGAAGAUUUGCUAGCAAGCCAUUUAUGGAAAAAUUUAGUGGAUCCUCUAUAGCAAUAAUGCUGUGUCAAAGAGUUUGUGAUUGCAGGAUGAGCGAAAAAUAGAACGUGUCAUAUGAUACGUAUCCGAGAAAACAUGGAGGCCUUCCUCUACAAUCAAGAAAGACAGAAAAAUCAAGGACAUUGUAUUCAUUUUUA
This is a messenger RNA of Musa acuminata AAA Group (dessert banana), 1746 nucleotides long. RefSeq names its product DNA-repair protein XRCC1. The record is from RefSeq and is a predicted model, not a curated record. The coding region runs from base 321 to 1379 and encodes 352 amino acids. NCBI's taxonomy places the organism in Eukaryota, Viridiplantae, Streptophyta, Magnoliopsida, Zingiberales, Musaceae. Gene Ontology annotation, biological process: single strand break repair; double-strand break repair via nonhomologous end joining; base-excision repair. The transcript is spliced from 10 exons. Gene Ontology annotation, molecular function: damaged DNA binding.